Molecule: messenger RNA, 411 nt
Organism: Ilex paraguariensis (yerba mate)
Lineage: Eukaryota; Viridiplantae; Streptophyta; Magnoliopsida; Aquifoliales; Aquifoliaceae
Source: the annotation of a GenBank genome assembly
AUGGAGGAAAAUCCAAAGGGGAAGGUGAAUGAAGAGAAGGAAGGGGAAGUUAGAUACAGAGGCGUAAGGAGAAGGCCGUGGGGAAAAUAUGCAGCUGAGAUUCGGGAUUCGAAUAGGCAAGGAGUCCGGGUGUGGCUUGGGACUUUUGCAACAGCAGAGGAAGCAGCAAGAGCUUAUGAUCGAGCCGCGCAUGCAAUGAGAGGUCAUCUAGCAGUUCUCAACUUCCCCGACGAAUAUCCCCCUUCAUCAUCGUCAUCAUCAGCUUUGUCGUCAUCAUCAUUGGCAUCGUCCUCCUCCUCUUCCAUGGUUGAGAAUGUGGAGGGCAGAAGAGAAGUUUUCGAAUUUGAAUACUUGGAUGAUAAGUUGUUAGAGGAUCUUCUUGAGUAUGGGGAGAAGAAAAAUAAUGAUUGA